AUGCAUCCACCUCAGGAGGAGGAUGCUCUGCUGCGUCAGCUGGUGGAGAGGGGCGGAGCCAAGGGGUGGACGGCCAUAGCAGCGCAUCUGAAUGGGCGCGCGGGGAAGCAGUGCCGCGAGCGGUGGCACAACCAUCUCAAGAGGGGCAUAAAGAAGGAGGCGUGGACGGAGGAGGAAGAGCGAGCUUUCGUGGAGGCACACAAGCGGCUGGGCAACAGAUGGGCUGAGAUCGCAAGACUGCUCCCGGGAAGAACAGACAACAGCGUGAAGAAUCACUGGAACUCCACCGCCCGGCGGAAGGAGGAGAUGGGGCGAGGCGGGGCGGAGGGCAAGGGGAACGGAAGGCCGGGCAGUGCCGGGAGUGUUGGCAGUGCUGGGAGUGCUGGGAGUGCGGGUGGUGGUGGGAGUGUGGGCAGGGGGGGGUAUAGUGAUCGGUCGAACGUGCUCCUGCGGUAUAUCCAGUCGUUGAAGCAGGGGGGACGGAACGAGAGCGGAGCGGGGGAGAGCAGAGGAGGGGAGAGCAGAGGAGGGGAGAGCAGAGGAGGGGAGAGCAGAGGAGGGGAGAGCAGAGGAGGGGAGAGCAGAGGGGGGGAGAGCAGAGGAGGGGAGAGCAGAGGAGGGGAGAGCAGAGGAGGGGAGAGCAGAGGGGGGGAGGUGGGGAGCAGAGAGAAGGAGCAGCAGAGCAGAGGGGGGAGGAGCGAGAGCAAAAACGGAGAGAGGGAGAGGGGCGAUGGGGAAGAGGGCGAUGGGGAAAGCAGAAGCGCUGGUAAAGGAAGCAAGGAGGGGAGAGAGGAGGGGAAAAGGCGGGGAGCAGGAGAGCGAGUGGGGGAAGUGAGAAGAAUGGAGGAAGGAGGUAUGACCUCUUUUGAGAUUUCUCAAAAGCCUACUGGAGCCAUGGAGGACUUUAAAAUCCCUCAGAUACAGGCUUUUGAAAUUUUCCGAACCCCAACUGGAGGCAUGGAGGUGGAUGGCAUUCAACAAUACACCAAUCCACUAACUACAAUCAUUCCCCCGCACCACACUCCCCUCCUCCUGCUCUCUCUCUCUCCCUCCCCCACACUGCCCCUAGUCCCUCUCAACCUCGCCAGCCAUCCCCCCCGUUUCCCCCACCGUCUAACCCUCACGUCCCCUCAUCCUCGUUCUCACUCUCCCCUUUUGUGUCGCCUCAGAAGUCAACUUUCCCUCGACCAUCUAACCCUGACCUCCCACUACCUUCUUCAUUCUCACUCUCUCCCUUAA
Molecule: messenger RNA, 1239 nt
Organism: Closterium sp. Yama58-4
Lineage: Eukaryota; Viridiplantae; Streptophyta; Zygnematophyceae; Desmidiales; Closteriaceae
Source: the annotation of a GenBank genome assembly